AUGGCAACUACCAACAAAUCUCGGCGCCUCCGUAUUGGCGUCGACGUUGGGGGCACUAAUACUGAUGGUGUCAUUCUUGACCCAUCCGCACUGGCGUCACCCGAGAAGGGCAUACUGGCAUGGCACAAAACGCCAACGACUACAGACCCCAGCAGAGGUAUUAUCAAAGUCAUAACCACUAUGUUCAAUGACGCCGUUGUACGAACCAAGGAUAUCACUAGCGUCACCAUUGGCACGACCCAUUUUGUAAACGCCGUGGUAGAAAGAGAUGCAUCACGGCUUAGACGUGUAGCCGUCAUACGACUAUGUGGACCGUUUUCAAAACAUGUUCCACCGUGCACAGACUGGCCAUAUGAGAUGCGAGAACUGAUUUUGGGGUACUACGCCCUUGUUACAGGCGGGCUCGAGGUCGAUGGAAACUUGAUUUCCGAUAUUGAUGCGGAUGAAAUCAAGAGACACUGUGAGGUGAUUCGGGAGAAGGGAAUCAAUAGCAUUGUUGUAAAUGGCGUCUUUAGCCCCAUCGAUACUGUGGAACGGCAAGAAGAACGGGCUGCGACGAUAGUCAGCCAGGAAUUACCCGAUAGCCAUGUUGUCUGCUCGCGGGACAUAGCAAAUCUUGGCUUCAUCGAGCGAGAGAAUGCAUCCAUACUGAAUGCAUCCAUUCUACCAUUUGCGCAGAAAACAAUCCGGUCCUUUCAAGACCCCAUCAAGAAGUUGGGCUUGAAGUGCCCUGUUUUCAUUACUCAGAACGAUGGCACAAUAGUGUCAGGAGAAAUGGCAGCUCGCCUUCCUAUCCGAACUUUCUCAAGUGGACCGACGAAUAGCAUGAGAGGCGCAGCAUUUCUAGAAUCAGGGCAAUUAUCUCAAGCUGUCAUGGUAGUCGAUAUCGGCGGAACAACUACCGAUGUUGGCUUGCUCCAAGCGAAUGGGUUUCCAAGGCAGCAGGCAGCAUACAGCGAACUUGCCGGCAUUCGAAUGAACUUUUCUUGCCCAGAUGUGAAAAGCAUCGGUCUAGGUGGGGGCUCGAUUGUCAAAAAAGACGAUCACCUUGCGGUUGGCCCUGAUAGUGUCGGCCAUAGGCUGACUGCAGAGGCUGGUGUCUUUUGCGGAAAGAUAUUAACAGCCACGGAUUGCGCGGUGCUUGCCAGCCCUGAGCUCGAUAUUGGCCACGUUGGGCUUGCUCGAGGAUCUUUGAGUGAGAAGCAGACCAGCGAAGUCCAGCAAAUUAUUCGCAUCAAGCUGGAGCAAAUUGUAGACAAAAUGAAAACGUCACCGGAGGACAUUCCAGUCCUGCUAGUGGGAGGAGGAGCGAUACUUGCUCCCAAAAGCCUGAAAGGAGCCAGCAAAGUUCUGACGCCCAAGUGGUCUGGUGUUGCAAAUGCAAUAGGCGCGGCUAUAGCAAGAGUUAGUGCAGUGGUAGAUAUCAUUAAGUCGACGGAGAAUAAAACAACAAACGAGAUACUUGACGAGGUUAUCCAAAUGGCUGUGGAUAAGACGAUAUCCGCUGGCGCCUUGCCAUCCUCUGUUGAAAUCGUCGAGAAGGAUACCCUUCCUCUUCAGUACAUUGCUCAUAAAAAUAGAUGCAUUGUUCGCGCAGCAGGAGAAUUUGACUUUGAAAAUUAUCAAGACCAGGUAAUAGCCGAUGUAGAUGAGGCUGAUGAAGCAAGCUGUGACGACAUGGAAGAAUAUCCGCGGCAAGACGAAAACACAGAUAUAAGGCAGAAACGAGACGAUAUUGAAGAAGGUUUUAACAUCUUAGAUUACGAGCCCAAGGUUGAGAAUCGUGUCUGGUAUAUUUCCGAAACAGACGUGGAGUGGAUUUCAACAGGAUGCUACAUCCUUGGUACUGGAGGAGGAGGAUCACCGUAUCCAUUCAUGGUCAGGCUAAGAAAUCAGAUUCGCGACGGGGCCACCGUGCGAGUCGUCAACCCCCUCGACCUGAAGAACGAGGACCAAGUAGGGUGUGGUGGUGGCAUUGGCAGCCCAACGGUAGGCAUCGAAAAACUAAGCGCAGACGAAAUACUCGAGGCCCAAGAGGAGCUAUCCAAGAUUUGUGACCGGCCGGCAACACAUGUCAUCGCCCUAGAAAUAGGAGGCGGCAAUGGACUACAAGGCAUGAUCCUUGGUGCAAGCAACAACAUGAAUACUCCGUGUGUAGAUGGUGACUGGAUGGGUCGAGCAUAUCCUACAAAAUGGCAAACCACACCAGUCGUCUUCAACGAAAGAUCGCCAGUAUGGUCGCCAACUGCCAUGACAGACGGCAAUGGGAAUGUAGUUCUCAUGCCCAAGGCCAAAAGCGACCUUCAAGUUGAGAAGACCCUGCGGGCGGCGCUGUCUCAGAUGGGUUCUCACUGUGCAUUUGCAGACUCACCUGUGACUGGAGCUGAGACCAAACGAUGGGUGGUAGAGCACACAAUCUCUCAAGCAUGGAGAAUAGGCCGCGGAGUAGCCAGGGCCCGAAAGGAAAAUAGAGUGGACAAUGUGGCGGAAACAAUCAUCGACGAAUGUGGAGGGCCAGGGGCGGGUAAAGUUCUGUGGAAGGGCAAGAUAGUUGGUGUGGAGAGGAUGCUAAGAGGAGGAUAUGCUUACGGAGAAUGCUUAAUUGAAGGCACAGACGUACGGGGUCAUAGUGAUGCCAUCAGGGGUACGGCACGUGGCUCCUCAUUCCAAGGCACGAUCAAGGUUCCCUUCAAGAACGAAAACAUUGCUGUCCUGAGACUGCGAGACGACGGCAAACAGGAGCUUCAGCAGGACGUCUUGGCUAUAGCUCCGGAUCUCAUUACUAUAAUCGAUGCCCAGAACGGAGAGGCUAUCGGAACUCCAGAAUAUAGGUACGGUCUAUUCGUGGUGGUUCUAGGUUUGGCCGCCAGCGACAAAUGGACUGGAAGUGGGCGAGGCGUAAAGAUUGGUGGCCCAGAGGGUUUUGGCUUUGGCCAUUGGGCUUACACUCCUCUGGGAAAGUUUGUACGGCCAAAGAGUGUCAUUGACGAGUAUGACAGGAAGUAG
Metarhizium acridum CQMa 102 is the source of this 3006-nucleotide messenger RNA. RefSeq lists its product as uncharacterized. Gene Ontology annotation, cellular component: cytosol. Gene Ontology annotation, biological process: glutathione metabolic process. Gene Ontology annotation, molecular function: 5-oxoprolinase (ATP-hydrolyzing) activity. Lineage: Eukaryota; Fungi; Ascomycota; Sordariomycetes; Hypocreales; Clavicipitaceae. The record is from RefSeq and is a predicted model, not a curated record.